Cajanus cajan (pigeon pea) is the source of this 559-nucleotide messenger RNA. The record is from RefSeq and is a predicted model, not a curated record. NCBI's taxonomy places the organism in Eukaryota, Viridiplantae, Streptophyta, Magnoliopsida, Fabales, Fabaceae.
CACGUGACAUAAAGAUUUAACUGUUCACGGCUGCACUCUCUCUUUGUCUGCCAACCACACUAAGCAUUACUCUGUUGGUCAGAAAAUGGAGCACACAGAUCCCUGUAGACAUUUCAUCAAAGACGUUAAGCGCAUCAUCAUUAAGGUUGGAACUGCUGUGGUCACUCGCCAAGAUGGAAGGUUAGCGGUUGGAAAAUUAGGGGCACUCUGUGAGCAGAUUAAGGAGCUGAACUCUCUGGGUUAUGAGAUUAUUUUGGUGUCAUCAGGUGCUGUUGGCCUUGGUCGCCAAAGACUUAGAUACAGAAAAUUAAUUAACAGCAGUUUUGCUGACCUUCAGAAGCCACAAGUUGAACUUGAUGGCAAGGCUUGUGCUGCUGUUGGACAAAACAGCCUUAUGGCUCUUUAUGAUACAUUGUUUAGUCAGGUGGUGCGUCAGGCUAGGUUGCUUGCGGCCGGGGUGGACCUUUCUGCCAUGCACAUAGAAAAGGAUGUGCGGGGUGGGCAGUUGGUGAAUGAAGAUGACUUGUCCGAGAGCACAAGUGACCACGCUGCCUCUUAG